GUCAUGGCUAACCCACGCCACGAAGCCGUCAAGAACGACCUGCUGGAGGCAGUCAGGAGCCGCGAGGCCGGCGCUUACCUGGAGGAGAUCGACGCCUUCCUGAAGCAAAAGAAGAAGUACAACGCCGACGACGUCAACCUCGCCCACCAAAUCAUCGAAGUGUGUCUUGUCAGCGACAUCCUCGAGAAGGAGCUGGAGGACGUGAACGGACGCCUCAAGGAGAAGUACACGCUGAGCAACGAGAACGCCGAGCUCAGGGUGAAGACGAAGAAGAAGACGACGGUGAAGAAGGGGAAAGUGAGGCGGUUUAAGAGGGUUCCGGCCGACAAGGAGGGGACCUAAGGAGAGCAGGACCAAGCAUCGGAUGUCCAUAAUUGGUGUUCAGUUGAAGGGGCAGCCCUUUGCAAUUCGUGGACGUCCUCCCACGGAUGGAGAGAGCCUGGAGACGACAGAUCCUUCGGCAGGAUAAGGACAGCCUCGCACCAGAGGUCGCCGGGGGAACUUCGGAGAGCCAAGGUGCUUCGUCCAAGAACUGAACAUGGAUUUAGUGAUAUCGGUGCUGUGAUCAUUGGCAUUGGAAAAGCGUUGGGGGUGUUCUUUCUACCGUGUCUCAUGCUUUAUUGCGUACUAUGUAAUUUUCUUUCUUUCUUUCUCUCUUUCCCUCUCUCUCUCUUUCUCUCUCUCUCUCUCCCUCUCUCCCUCUCCCCCCCCUCUCUCUCUCUCUCGCUCUCUCUCUCUCUCUCUCUCUCUCUCUCUCUCUCUCUCUCUCUCUCUCUCUCUCUCUCUCUCUCUCUCUCUCUCUCUCUCUGAGAACUUACAUUUGUUAAUCUCAAUUUUUAUUCUCCUUCAUUUUGUUGUUCACCUUUACCACAUCAAUUAUUAUUUUUUCUCUCUUAUUUUCGUCUACCAACAGUACAGUUGUUUUGACCAUCAUGUCUAUCUCGUUUCCUCCUUUCACAUUUUAGCUUUAUUUCGCGAGUUUUCUUUUUUCUUCGCAUUUCUUCAUCAUCUCACUCUCCUCGUUUUCUUUUCGCGGAAAUAGUUACCCUUUCAUUUAAGUGUUUCUUUCUUUCCCACAAUAUAAUAUUUUUUUUCUUGCAUUCUUCCUCUUCUGUCCUAUCUGCCACAUCAUCUUUUUUUUCGUUCACUUUCUUUUCAUUUCAUAAUCCUUUCUGCUUAAAUACGUGUUGUUUUAAGGAAAGUGAAGUUAAUAUAUAUGCAUUUAACAAUUUAUUUAUUCGGCGAAUGCAAAGAGUGGAACUGUCUACACAAGAAAAUUAUAGGAUAAAAGUGAAAAUGGGAUAAUUGAAAACGAUAAGAAAAAGAAAUAGACCAUUAGUCUGUAUAGAAAUUAUUGAUAAUUAGUUUUACUACAGUGAAAAAAAUGAUGGACAGUUUGCAAAGUUAGAUUUUUUCGGUGGUUAUUCGAAGUUUUCGUUUAUUGGUAAUAUGUUUGCAAGGAAUAACUGAAGAAAAGUUAAUUAACAACUUAUAGCCACGUUCCCUUGUGUAAAUAUGCUCCAAUAUACUCUCUGUAUUUACUUAAGAGAUACCAAGUACUUUCACACAUUUCUACAUUUGUUUUCAUACAAGGAAGGUGACAAAACAUUCAACAAUAUAAGCUGAAUAUAGAAAAUUUAUAUAUCUUCGUUCAAGAAAGCUAUUUUGUGUGCAGUGUUUUUUUUUAUUUUAUUUUUUUAUUUUUUAUUUUUAUUUUUUUUGUUGCCUAGUUACAUGUUUUAUAUAUUUUAGUUAUAGUUCAGAAUUCUCAUUCUUUAUUUCAAUCGAUUUUAUGAUAAUUAUUAUUACUAUUAUUAUUAUUAUAUACAUUUUUGUAUAUUGUUUGUAUAUUAUUAUUAUUAUUA
Molecule: messenger RNA, 1865 nt
Organism: Penaeus indicus
Lineage: Eukaryota; Metazoa; Arthropoda; Malacostraca; Decapoda; Penaeidae
Exons: 2
Coding region: 4-342 (112 amino acids)
Source: RefSeq, a predicted model, not a curated record